Molecule: messenger RNA, 2207 nt
Organism: Rhinopithecus roxellana (golden snub-nosed monkey)
Lineage: Eukaryota; Metazoa; Chordata; Mammalia; Primates; Cercopithecidae
Exons: 3
Coding region: 1251-1937 (228 amino acids)
Source: RefSeq, a predicted model, not a curated record
AAUGCAUCUCGAAGGCUAAAGACUUUGCUAUGGUCAAUAUACAGGAGAAAAGAAGGUUUGAUGAAAUGGAAAGACAGGAGUGGCAAGUGACGUGCUUGUGCCCCGUAUGACUAAGCGAUGUCGUGGCCGUUCCACACCACGGCAUCUGAGCAGCCAGCCUGCAGAUACUGGGUCAGUUUAGAUAUCCCUGAUCUCUGCAGAGCUUUGAUCAGGUAGCCCAGGAGCAGAUAAACACAAACGCUGACUGGAAACCCUGGCACACGGAGGCACUGGAAACAGCAAGCUGCUAUUAACAUCAUAGUGAGAGGCAAUCGCCUUCUCUCUUAGGGGUGUCAGCUUCUUUUGCUUCUAGACUUUCAUCUGCGUUACAAUACAGUUUUGUUCAGUUUAUCCCCAUUACUCCGCUGUCUUCGCUGUUAAAGUCUCAGCCAGCACUUAGCUCUGACACUGUAGGAAUUUGACUGUCCGGCUGACCAGGCCUACCUGGCAUGGCUGUAAAGCAGGCGAGAGCUUUCUGGAAGGCAGAGACGAGAACCCGAGGCAGGAAAGAGCGUUGCUGGUCCACAUACGGCAGUGCACCUGCAGCAGAGCAUGUACGUGCACGUUUCAGGCUAAACAAGUGUAGGAGAGAAGAAAACCGCCUAUGAUUAGUCACUUAAAAUGCCACACACCCAACCCUUGAGACCCUAGCACAUAGAAUAGUAGGGGUCUUGGAGAUGGCAGGUGUGCUGAAGUCUGAUUUUCUCACUUAGCUUUUCCAGCAGCGUUUUCCUCAUCUCUAAGCUGGGGCUAAGAACUGCCCCGCAUAGAUUUGUGCAUGGAACCGUGCGUGUGAAGUGGGGUAGCCCCCAGGACCUAGGAAGGACUCGUGGUCAGUGUCGGUGGUCAUGCGUGCUGUACGGGUCCCCCAGGAGGACCAUUGCUACAGAUAACUCCCUCCGUUUAAUGUCACUGAAUGUAAAAGGUGGGAGCUUGGCCUCUGAUGUGUCUGGUUUGCUGCAGGCCGCGCUGCACCCCGUGGUUCCUGAGCCCUGGGCUGAAGUACGCCCUGCUGCAUCGCCUGUGCCGCUUUUGCUGUGCAACGAGAGCUCCUGCCCUGGGAAACUUCCUCGCGCCUGACGAGCACCACAGGCUGCAGCAAGACCUGUCGGAAGCGUGGGCUGGGAGGAGCUCGCCAUGGCCCUGUCCUCUCCAGGCUAGGAGUGACUUUGUGGGGUUUGUCGGCCCUUCUCUCAGGUGUCCUGUGUCUCAUGGAUCAGCCGGCGAGCCCUGUCAGAUGCCUCUCUCCUGUCUGGAGGAGCACUCUCCAAAACGCUGCCUGCCACCCGGAUCUCCUGGCGCAGAGUGAGGCCACAUCUGCAGACCUUACCGCACAGAGUCCCAAGGCAUUCGGCAAGAAGGGGAGUGGGCUGCAUACUAGGACGCCGCCCGAGUCUGAAGAUGUCGGUGUGUGCGGGAAUGCCUGGCGCAGUCACUAUGGGUUUUCCUUCAGCCUCCUCCGUGCCCCUCCCUGGGUCAAUCAGUAUCCAUGCGUGCCACAAGAUGACACAUCAAGAGGAGCCCCGUGGCUGACCCUGGAGGUGGACGGUCGGGUCGGAUUGGCCGCCCUCCAGCACGUGUUUCGAGUGAUGCCUUCCCUGGGUUACGCAGCCCUGAUCUGUAGCGCACAACUUCCCAGCUCCAGCCAAUCUGGUCUUGCCGUCUCCUUCCAAGAAGGUAGGUGCGGCGCACUUGCCUUUAAGCGGCUCCUUCUGGACACCGCAGGGCGGCAGCAAGCAAGCAUGGGCGGCUUUUUCCUUACGUUGACCAAAAUACGCAGGGCCAGCUUUGCACGAUCCCAUUCAGCAUCACACGUGUGCAUUGGCCACUCACCUGUCCGUCUGCCACAGACAGGCCUGGACCGGACCAUUGAGUGGUCUUUACGGCAAAGAGCCUAAAGGGCUCACAGGAAACCUGGACCCAGCGCAAUGGUAACAGCGCAGCAAUACCUGUCAUUGAUCAAGGGGUAUUCUGGGCCGGACGCGGUGUUAAGUGAUCCAGUUCGGUUAGCACUCUUAGAAUUAACCCCCUUUUGCCUAUCAGGAAAUCGAGGAUGGAGGGCAUUAACGCCAGGGAGCAGGGAGUAAGGGGACACACAGAGGGCCUGAGGGACUGGGCACUCUGAGCCCGCGGAUCCGCCCCCAGGCCCCGGCUGCACGGGCACCAGA